AUGACUAAACUUGUUGCAUUAUUGCUUCUCUCUUUGCUUGCUUAUGCAGCUGUAGCAAGCACUGAAAUGCAGCAGAGGGAAGCACAACAAUGCCAGCUCCGGAAGAUCUCUACCAGCAAACCUUCUCAUCGGAUGAGGUCCCAAGGUGGUGUGACUGAGAUUUGGGACCCAGAGGAGGACCAAUUCCAGUGUGCUGGGUUCGCUCCCAUGAGGGACACUAUACAGACUAAUUCCCUCUCUUUGCCCAAGUUCUUCUCUGCCCCUCGCUUGGUGUACAUUGAGCAAGGUAGGGGAGUAAUGGGAGUCAGCUAUCCUGGAUGCCCAGAGACAUAUCACAAUGAUCAGCAAUUUUCAAGAGACCGAGGCCAAGGCCAGAGAGGAAUGUCAGGAGACCAGCACCAGAAAGUUCACAGGAUUCGCCGCGGAGAUGUCAUUGCCGUGCCAGCAGGAGCAGCCCAUUGGUGCUACAAUGAUGGUAAUGAGGAGCUCAUCGCCGUCUCUGUUCUUGAUCUUAACAACCAGGCUAACCAGCUGGACCAGAACCUUAGAGGAUUUAUGCUGGCGGGCGGCCAAUCCAGUCAUGGACAGGAAAGAUACGAGAGAGCUUCUCGGAGAUAUGCAGGUCAAUCUGAGAGGAGCCAUGAAGAGACCUUCCAGAACAUAUUCCGUGGAUUUGACGAAGAGUUGAUGGCUGAGGCCUUCAACGUUCCAAGAGAGACUGUAAGGAGAAUGCGUCAAGAUAGUAACAGAGGACUCAUUGUCAAGUGCCGAGAAGAUAUGAGAAUCAUGUCACCCGAUCAAGAGGAGGAGGAACAAAGCGAAUCUUCACCUCGGGACGGCUUGGAAGAAACUUUCUGCAACAUGAAAAUCAAACAGAACAUUGAACUCCAAAGAGAAACCGGUGUUUACACUAAACAGGGCGGAAGAAUCAACAUUGCCAACCAGCAAAAGCUUCCUAUCCUUCAAUUCAUUGACAUGAGCGCUGAGAGAGGCCAUCUUAUGCCAAAUGCAUUGUACACGCCACACUGGUCCAUGACAGACAACAGAGUCGUCUAUGCUCUCCGCGGUGAGUUGAACGCACAGGUUGUGGAUGAAAGAGGAAACACCAUAAUGAACGAGAGAGUAAGGCAAGGUGACAUGUUUGUGAUCCCUCAAUUCUAUGCUACAUUGAUGAGGGCAGGAAACAAUGGUUUUGAAUGGGUGUCAUUCAAAUCAAGCAGCCAGCCAAUAAAGAGUCCCAUGGCUGGUUCCAUUUCCGUGAUGAGGGCCAUGCCCAUUGAUGUCAUCUCCAACGCUUACCAGAUUUCCCCUAGAGAAGCUGAACAAUUGAAAAUGAACAGAGACCCACAAUCCAUGCUGCUGUCCCCUACCAGGACCUCAUCUUGA
Molecule: messenger RNA, 1386 nt
Organism: Populus trichocarpa (black cottonwood)
Lineage: Eukaryota; Viridiplantae; Streptophyta; Magnoliopsida; Malpighiales; Salicaceae
Product: 11S globulin seed storage protein 2
Exons: 4
Coding region: 1-1386 (461 amino acids)
Molecular function (GO): nutrient reservoir activity
Source: RefSeq, a predicted model, not a curated record